AUGGCGAAAAAGCUACUCUCCCUCGUUUCGGCUAUCUCGGGCCUAGCCUCAUUUGCGUCUGCUUUUGUUCCUGAGGCCAAGUCCAAUGUCGCCGUCUACUAUGGCCAAGGUCUCGCCCAACCUCGUCUUGCCGAGUUUUGCCAGGACACGACCUUCGAUAUCAUCAACAUCGGAUUUAUCAAUACUUUCCCAGACCAGGAUCCACUGACCGAUUUGCCCGGCAGUAACUUUGGCAACCAAUGCUGGGCUGAUACCUAUCUUGUCGACGGUGUCCCGUCCAAGUUGUACUCGCAAUGCCCUAACUUGGUGGAGGAUAUUCCCGCUUGUCAGGCAGCUGGCAAGAAGAUCUUCCUGUCCCUUGGUGGGGGACACAAAACUUAUGAGAUCGACACUAUCGAUGCCUCCACCAAGUUCGCCGACUGGCUCUGGGGAGCGUUUGGUCCAAAGACCGAUACGUGGGAAUCCGCUGGGAGUCCUCGCCCUUUUGGUGAUGCUGUCGUGGAUGGGUUUGACUUUGACAUCGAGUACAACGGUAGCUGGGGAUAUGCCAAUAUGAUCAAGCGACUCCGGAGGCGCUUUGAGGAGGCGCCCGAACGUAGGUUCUACAUCUCUGCCGCCCCCCAGUGCCCAAUCCCCGACGAGCAACUCGGUGUCGCCAUCGCCAAUUCAGUCAUCGAUUUUGUCUGGGUUCAGUUUUAUAACUCAAACCCUUGCUCCGCUCGUGACUUCGUGGCUGGUACAAAGAACGGCUUCAACUUUGAUGAGUGGGUUCAGGUUAUCAAGAAUGGUGCCAAUCCCAACGCGAAGCUCUACGUAGGUCUGCCUGCUAGUGCGCUUGCAGCAAAUCUAGGGUACUAUUUGACCCCCGAAGAGGUCCAGCCCCUGGUGAAGAAGUACAUGAACAAAUACCCCGAAACUUUUGGAGGUAUCAUGCUGUGGGAAGCCACGGAGUCAAAGAGAAACCAAAUCAAUGGGGCUAGCUAUGGUGAGAAGAUGAAGGACAUCUUGUAUGACCUUGAUCCCAAUCAUCCUACACCAACCCCUUCGCCUACUCCUACGCCUACCUCGACCACAACAACAACGUCUACUACUUCCACCUCGACCACUUCUAGUACCUCGACUUCUACAAACACACCUACACCUACCCCCUCUGGAAGCCCGUCAGGAUCUAGCACUUGGACUUCGGAAACCAGCAGCACCCCCUCAGUGGCACCUUCUGGGUCGAGUACUUUUGUGUCCUCGAGCUCGCAUGUCUCUACGUCCGCCCCUUCAGUUUCCGCAUCGAGCUCUGUUGUGUCUUCAAGCACAUCUGUGUCAGUAACCAGCUCUUCUAUCCCCUCCAGCGGCCCUACGACGUCGAAGACUUCAACCUCGAGCACUCAUACUCCUACAUCAACACCAUCUGUCCCUGACUCCAGCUCCGUUGUCUCUUCAAGUACGAGUGUCUCAAGCGUUCCCGUAGUCCCAGGAAUCAGCACUUCUUCCCACGUGCCUCAUCCGACCUCCAGCACCAGCACUCCGUCCAGCACACCCGGCGCACACUCUUCUUCAAGCUCCAGCGCUUCGAGUACUUCCUCGACUACGACGGAGUGCUCGGAAUCCUCUACUGCCACUAGCUCUCACAGCCUGUCCAGUACGCCAAGUGUCUCGAAGUCUCCGUCGGCAAGCUCUCCAGUUGUUUCGCCUUCAUCGUCGACUUCCACCGAGACAACUGUAACUAUGACAGUGUUUCCGACACCUAGCUCCUCUCGCGUGCCCAUCCCGUCAAGCUCUGUCCCCAGUCCCAGCACCGACUGCACAGAAACUGAGAUCGACUCCACUUCCUCCGCAACAUCUCAGACAUCCGGCACCUCGACGAGCAGGCCCGUGAUUCCAACAACUUCGACCUCUAGUAGAAGCACAAUUUCGACGUCAGGGACCGUUACCCCCACACCGAGCGUGUCCGGUGUGCCAACAUCGUCCCCGUCUGAGACGACUUCCUCGUCGCAAACCACUGACGGCGACUGCGAUGAGACAGCUACUUCCACGGCCCCAGUAGAAUCAACCACGCAGCCCACCACCGGGCUCACUACUAAGCCAACCGACACUGGAUCCGUCACAACUCAGCCUACUACUACAGAGCCAGCCAUUACCACGACACUUAUUGUGACUUCAUACACUAGCAUUUGCCCGACAGGCUUCACCACGAUCACCACCACGAUCACCUCAACUUACUGCCCCGGUACGGCUUCUGCCACAGCCACAGGAACUGAUAUUCCUGGUUCUGUACAGCCCACAGGGCCGCCAGAUAUCCCUGAGGGAUGGACAACCACAGUGACUGUCUGUAACGUAUGUGCUGCGACCCCAACCACGGUCACCCUGACUCUGCCACCCGCAACCACAACUGGAGAGUCUACCCCUGUGCAGCCUACAGACGUGCCCGCCGAGGUUCCAUCUGACGGUGGUUACACCACUAUCCCCGGACCCGAAUCCACAACCGGAGAGUCUCGUCCCGCACAGCCGACAGGUAAUAGCCCUGUUGGUGCUCCCCAUCCUGGUGAAGGGUACACAACCAUCAUCGGACCUGGAUCCACCACCACAGUUGUGGUUGUCCCCGCCCAUCCAGCAUCUACCAGCAGUCUUGUAAUCGGUGGUGUGAGCAGUGCUUAUCCCUCUUCGACCUUCUAUGUCCAGCCGUCGGCCUCCCGGGUUCCUGUGGCGCCUAGCGGUACACAGGGAGGUGAGGCCCCUGUUUUCACAGGUGCCGCGUCUCGCGUUUCUGGCUUGGCGAAGGGAGCUUCUAUGGUCAUUGCUGCUGCACUCUCUAUGCUUGUCGUGAUGUAA
Messenger RNA from Aspergillus puulaauensis, 2823 nucleotides. RefSeq names its product class III chitinase ChiA1 (gene chiA1). The transcript is spliced from 3 exons. Gene Ontology annotation, biological process: carbohydrate metabolic process. The coding region runs from base 1 to 2823 and encodes 940 amino acids. Gene Ontology annotation, cellular component: extracellular region. The record is from RefSeq and is a predicted model, not a curated record. Gene Ontology annotation, molecular function: chitinase activity. NCBI's taxonomy places the organism in Eukaryota, Fungi, Ascomycota, Eurotiomycetes, Eurotiales, Aspergillaceae.